Molecule: messenger RNA, 5814 nt
Organism: Synchiropus splendidus (mandarinfish)
Lineage: Eukaryota; Metazoa; Chordata; Actinopteri; Syngnathiformes; Callionymidae
Gene: lama4
Product: laminin, alpha 4
Exons: 39
Coding region: 104-5701 (1865 amino acids)
Biological process (GO): regulation of embryonic development; regulation of cell migration; regulation of cell adhesion
Molecular function (GO): signaling receptor binding
Source: RefSeq, a predicted model, not a curated record
GGCACCUAAAGGGUGGAAACAGUGGGCUAACAAAUCCAACAGUCAAGCUGAGCCGCAUUUUGCCUCUGCUCCGACCUUGUGAAGUGCUCACAAGCACACAAACAUGGUUGGAAUAUCUGUGUCCAGUUUUUCCUUUCUAUUCAUCCAUUAUGCCAUCAUGUGGACAAGUUCUGCCGCCAGACUUGGACAACAACGGACAAUUCCGAAGGCAUGUGCAAAAGGAUUCUUCCUCAGUGAGCAAGAUGUGUGUUUACCAUGCAACUGCAAAGGGAAUGCAGAGAACUGUGAGGACAUCACUGGUGUUUGCAUAGACUGCAAGAACCACAGUACUGGUAACUUCUGUGAAAUGUGUGAGGAGGGAUACAUACUAGUCCCUGGUGGACGACCACUUUGCCAGCCCUGUUCUUGUCCACUUUCUAUUGCUUCCAAUAACUUUGCAGUGCAUUGUGACAAAGGAAGUGGACUUCUGCGAUGCAAGUGCCAAAAGGGCUACGCUGGACAUUUCUGUGAGAGGUGUGCUCCAGGGUACUAUGGCAACCCUAUGUCUGUCGGCAAUUCUUGCAAAAGAUGUGACUGCAACGGCAACUCUGAUCCAAACCUCAUCUUCAACGAGUGCCACAAUGUGACUGGACACUGUGAGCACUGCUGGGGAAACACUGCUGGGCCCAACUGUGAGAGGUGUGCGCCAGGUUUCUACGGCGAUGCCAUCAGCGCCAAAAACUGCAGAGAGUGCAAGUGCAACAAAUGUGGGACUUCUUCAUGCGACGACAGGACAGGGGUUUGCCACUGCAAACCAGGUGCCACAGGACUGCUGUGCGACCAGUGUGAGGAAGGAUAUUCAGGUUUCUCCAGCUGUCAGGGCUGUCGGAGGUGUGAAUGUGCUGCUGCUUCCCUUCGCUCCACCUGUCAUCCACUAACCCACAAUUGCCCAUGCCGUCCUGGGGCUGGAGGCCGGUAUUGUGAGCGCUGUCUUCCAGGCCACUGGGACUACAGCCCUGCUGGCUGCCUCAAGUGUCAGUGUGAGAGUGGCCACUGUGACAUGCACACUGGAGAGUGCCUGCUGGAGUCAGCUACAGUCAGCCUCUGUAACACCACCUGUAAUGAAUGCUUUUGGAUUCUGAUCGGAGACAUGCGAGUGUCGAAUAAGACUCUUGACAAUCUAAGAGUCGGGAUGCUGAACAUCUCCACUGGAGCUGCUGCUAACGACAGACUCAAAUAUUACAACUACACUGCUCACAGGCUGCAGAUUCAGUUUCAUGGCUGGCGAAAUGCAUCAAGUUCCAUGAAGUUGGAAACCUCAAGACUGGAGGAGGCCAUAGAGGUUACUGGGUCCAACAUCCAACAGCUGGGAACAUCGGAGAUGGUCCUGAAGGCACUGCACCAGCAAGUGGAUGACAAGGCACGUCAGACAUUCACCAUGGCAGAGCAACUCACCACCAACCUCACAAAACUGAAUAUGCAGAUCGAAGAGAUGAUCCAUGACUGGGAACUGUACCGAGAGCAGCCAGAUGUGGAUCCCGAAAUCGUCCAACAGAACACUGACAUCGCCCAUGAAAAGGUGAAGAGGAUGAAGACGCUGGACUUAUCUCGCCAAGAGCCCAUGACCACUAAUGAAGCAGCUGAAGCCCACGACUUGCUGAGGAGUGUCCGACACUUGGAAAAAAAGCUAAUGAUUACUGCAGGCCGUCUGCUGCCAAGCCAGGAGGUUCUGUCCCGUUUCACCAGCAAGCUGACAGAGGCUCAGAUGUUCCUUCAUACAGCAGCCAGGAAGAUCCAGGAAAAUCUCGACCAGAACCGAGUCAACAGUAUGAUGCAGCAGCAGAUGCAGGAGAAGCAGCGACGGUGGGAAGAAGACUACACUGCAGUCAGUGAGACGCUGUAUUUAGCCAGCAACUUAAUCUCUAACGUGGAAGACACUGCCGGUGAAAUAAGUUCUAUGGUCCAGAAUGUGACCGCUGUCUAUGCUGCUCUUGAUGGAGCCACUGAUCAGCUGAAGGAGAAGACUGUACGGCUUUCACUGGCAGACGAUGACUUGGUCCGGAAAGCUGUGGAGCAUGCAGAGGACCUAGAAGACCAAGCCUACAAACUAGAGGAGGGUCUGAGAGAAAGUGAUGCUAAUGGCUUUGUUCAGAAAGCAAUCAGCGCUGCCAACGUCUACAGCAACAUUCUGAAGUACAUCAACGACGCCAACAUUACUUCCCUGACCACACUGCACUCUGCUCUGAGGACUGAAGAUGCUGUAAAUGCAGUCGACCUGCAGCUGGGGAACCUGGUUACCCAGAGUGACCACGUGUUCAAGGAGUCAGUCACACUACAUUCUGAACAAAAAGAUAUAGAAGCCGAAGUCAAGGAUGGUCUCAAGUACAUUGAGGAAACUAGAGAAACGACAGAAAUUAACAACAAGAAACUAUCCGAAAUUUUGACAGAUAUACAGGGAAUUCAAGGAGGUAGAACAUCUCAAAGACUGCAGUUCAGCAUUAAUGUGUCAGAGGAGACCCUGAACCGUUCCACAGAAGUUCUUCAGACAAUCACUCCUAUCAGCAACAAGGUGCAGAAAUGGAUCACCAACCUGCACAACAAUGAAUACUCCUCUUCUGCUUUUGACCAGGUGGUGGCCUCUGCUGGAGAAACAGUGGCCAACCUCAAUGUUCUUGUCCCUGAGCUGCUGACCAAGCUGAAGGUUGUCGAGGAGAAGAAGGCUGUCAACAACGCGACCACCAAGAUUAUGAGGAUAAGAGAGCUGAUUGCGCAGGCCAGGAGUGUGGCUAAGAAAGUCCAAGUGUCCAUGAAGUUUAAUGGUCAGUCAUCAGUGGAGGUCCAUCCCCAUUACAACCUGGAAGACCUGAAGACAAUGACCACCAUCAGUCUUUUUCUGAGGGUGGAUCCUGACAAAGACCCCAUUGAGGACAGAUUCAUCCUUUAUCUGGGAGACAAAAAUGGCAGGAAAGAUUAUAUGGGUCUGGCCAUCAAGAAUGACAACCUUGUGUUCAUGUACAACCUCGGCGGAGAAGAUGUGGAAAUUUACCUGAGCUCCAAGCCAGUCAGCCAGUGGCCAGCUGUCUUCAACUACAUCAAAGUGGAAAGGCUGGGAAGACAUGGCAAAGUGUACCUGACCAUUCCCAGCCAAGGCACCACAUAUGAGCAGAAGUUCAUUCAGAAAGGUGAAGCUGUGGGCACAGACUCUCUGUUUGACGCUGACCCGAAAGACUUGGUGUUCUUUGUCGGAGGCGUCCCACCAGACAUGAAACUGCCUCCUCCACUAAGUCUUGCACCUUUUGUUGGCUGCCUGGAACUGGCCGCUCUGAACAACGACGUCAUCAGCCUCUACAAUUUCAAAAAAACACUCAAAAUGGAUGUUGUGGCAUCUCCACCGUGUCCCAGGUACAAACUUGCCUUUUCAGAGAGCCGAAUUGCCAGCUACCUGUUUGAUGGAAGCGGCUAUGCACUCAUCAAUAACAUGGAGCGGCGGGGCAAGUUUGGAGUUGUUACAAGAUUUGACAUCUCAGUACGGACAGUUGCUAAUAAUGGUGUUUUAUUCCUUAUGGUCCAUGAGGAAAAAUUCUUCCUCUUGGAGAUGAUCAAUGGUUUCCUGCGCAUAUUUUAUGACUUUGGCUUCAAAAAUGGACCAAAUCUUUUGGAAAACAACUUGCCAAAGCUACAGAUCAAUGAUGCCCGAUACCACGAGGUGUCAGUCAUCUACCAUCAGUCAAAGAAGGUGAUUCUUCUGGUAGACAAGACUCAUGUCAAAUCCAUGGAAAAUGCCAAAGCCUCUUUGCCCUUCUCAGAUAUCUAUAUUGGAGGGGCUCCGUCCCACAUACUCAAAUCCAGGCCAGAACUACAGUCUGUGGUUGGUCUAAAAGGCUGUGUCAGAGGAUUCCAGUUCCAGAAAAAAGACUUCAACUUACUGGAGGAACCUGGAACCAUCGGCAUCAGUAGUGGCUGUCCAGAGGAGUCUUUUAUGUCUCGGAAAGCGUAUUUCACUGGAGAGAGCUACUUGGGAUCUACAGCGAAGAUUAGUCCCUUUGACAACUUCGAAGUGGGACUCAACUUCAGAACACUGCAGCCCAAUGGACUUCUGUUCUACCACAGCAAAGAGACUGAUGAGUUCAUCAUUUCUCUGGAGAAUGGAGCAGUGGUUCUCAACACCAGAGGAACUAGAGUCAAAUCACACAAGAAGCAUUACAAUGAUGGACAGCUCCACUUCCUAGUGACAAAGAUCAACAGUACAAAGUAUGCACUAGUAGUGGAUGACAAAGACAAGCAGGACAAAAAACGUCCAGCAUCAGCAGCUGUGUCGUCUUCAGGAUCUUCAGAAGAAUACUUCUACUAUGGUGGAUCUCCGACCAGCAGUUUGAAGAACUUGACAGGGUGCAUCAGUUACGCCUACCUCAGCAGACUAGGAAGAGACAUAGAGCCUGAGGACUUCCAGCGCUACACAGAGAAAGUCCAAACCUCCUUGCAGGACUGUCCCCUGCAUCCACCUGCAGUGGCACUGAAUUUGGGACAAAGAGGGUCACAGAGGAAGAACAGGGACAAGGCCAGCCUGCCUGUGGAAGGUCUCCAGAGUGACGACCCUGAGCAGAAAGACAGGGCGCUUACUCCUUGCUUCCAUUCCUCACAUCCAAAAGCAGCCCAGCCAUCCUUUUAUUUUAGUGGUUUCAGCAACAGCAGGCAGCACUACUCUGAUCUCCCAGACUCAUCGGACCCUCACAGGUUCCAUUUGUCUCUAUCCUUGAAGACACACUCAUCUUCUGGACUUGUCUUUUACAUCUCUGAUAUCCAUGGGGAAAACAUUAUGUCCCUCAUUCUGGAACAUGGUGAGCUGUUGCUCAUGUUCACUGUGGGAAAUCACACAGUCAAAAUCAGAAGCACAGAGAAGUACAACGAUGCUGCAUGGCACAGUGUUGAUUGCAUUCGUGAUGGACAAAGAGGUAGAUUGAUACUGGAUGGGCAGUUGGUGCUGGAAGAUCAGGCUCCAGGAGGUGACACAUCUGGGCACGUCUUUGCCAUGCUCUAUGUUGGAGGACUUCCACCAGAGAAGUCGCUGAGAUAUAUGCAGAAAAACUCAGCUCGCAGCUUCGUUGGAUGUUUAAAGAAUCUUCAACUGGAUGGACGCUUACUAUCUGCAUCUGAGGUGUUUGGAGUCACCCCAUGUUUUGAUGGAGUGUCAGAAAAAGGAACUUUCUUUUCAGAAGAGGGAGGUUUCGUCAUGUUAAACGAAACGAUGCACCUGGGACAGAGUUUUCAACUGCAAGUAGAAGUGCGUCCCCGUGUGGCAUCUGGGCUGAUACUGCAUGUCCAGCAGACCCAUACUUAUUUCACCGUCUACAUUCAUCAAGGAUCAGUGUGGCUGGCUGUCAAAGAUGAAAGUCAUGAGUUAGUCACCAAAGUGUCUCCUCUCCACGCUCCAUGUGAUGGACACUGGCACAAAAUCACUGUAACCACAGACGCUGACAUGCUGCUGCUGGAUGUGGACUCGGAGGUCAGUCAAGUGGAAGCUCCUCUGAUCAUCAAAUCAAUGGCCAACACUGUCCUAUUUGUGGGUGGAGUGCCAGAUCAUUUCCCUCCGAAAGAUUUUGUCACCAUGAACCCCUUCGUGGGCUGCAUGAGGAACCUCCAUUUUAACAAGAGCCAUGUGAGCUUCAACAGAGCUGCUUUGGUCAGCGGAGCAGUCAGAGUGGGUGCCUGUCCGGCAGAGUGACAUCACAUGCAUCUCUUCAUUCAAGUUCCUUCUCUACUUUCCUGUACGACUUAAAUCAUUUAUAGAUUUGAAUGUUAUCAUUAGGGAUGCUCCAAUACAGUUGUUUUCUCAAA